UCAGGACACACAGUCAUAUAUUCGUCAGACUCAAGUGAUGAUGACUUGGAGUCAUUUUUGAGCAAAGUUAAAACUCCCCUUCGUGAAAGAAUACAAGUUAACAACAAUGCCCAGGUUAGUUUGGAUGAUUUUGUGGUGGAUGAUGAUGAUGAUGAUAUCCUGAGCAAUGAAGAUGACGAGGAGGAAGAAGGAAACAGCGGAUUCUUCCAUGUGAAUGUGGACAGGAAAAUGGACGCACCAAAACACAGCCGCAGAAAAAUGCACAACAGCUCGGCUGUUCGCUCAUAUCGCCAUGUUAUUGAGAUAGACAGUGACAGUGAUGAAGAAAAUUUUGCCCUACCAAAGCCAAAGAACAAGGCCAAGCCAGCAUCCAAAGAGACUUUUAAAACCCCAAAACCUUUACUCCCAAAACACAAAGACACCAAACCUUUGUCUUCUGUUACACCCCGGAUGUCUGAUCAUGUGACCAUGAUGUCCUUCCUGAAAUCUCUUUCACCAACUGUCCCGGACUACAAAAAGGACUUGGAGGCAGGGCGGUACGUUCGCCAGUUUAGCAAACUGAGGGAAGAGUUGACUCAGAAACUUUUUGUCCUGUAUAACAACACUGUGUUUGAUAACAAGUUGCCCAAAGAUCUGCCCAUCAAAUGGAAUGCACGUUUGCUGAAGACUGCAGGAUACUGCCGGUAUAAGCGUCACCGUAAUUCCAGUGCCACAGUAUGGCAGUCCGUGGAGAUAGAACUAUCUACUAAAGUCUGCGACUCUGCUGAGCGUGUCAGGGACACCCUUAUACAUGAGCUGUGUCAUGCUGCAGUCUGGAUUAUCAAUGGUACAAGGGACGGACAUGGACCCUACUGGAAAUACUGGGCCAGGAAAUCCAACUUUGUCCAUCCCGAGUUACCUGUGAUUAACAGGUGCCAUAAUUACAGCAUUACCACCAAAUACACUUACAAGUGUGUACAGUGUGGUUAUGAAAUUGGGCGCCAUUCAAAGUCACUUGACACAGUGAAGAAAGUUUGUGGUUUAUGUCGUGGCAGAUUUGAACUCCUUGUAUCUGGAAAAUCUAGCACGUCCUCCUCUAAGGAAGCCAGUGGAGGCACACCGUACACCCCAAGGGCACCCAGCAAGUUUGCUUUGUUCGUCAAGGAGAAUUAUAAAACCAUCAAACAAAGCAACAGUGACUUUAAACACAGCGAUGUGAUGAAGGCAUUGAGCAAACAGUUUGCUGAAAAAAACAGAAUCAAAGAUGACUAAUUUUUUUUAAACGUUUAUCCAAUACUUUUCUUAGUGUCAGUUUAGUUAUGUAGUUCAAGACAUACAUUCACAUCAUAUGCUCAGGAUAAUGUAUAUGUUUUUUUUUUAUUUGAAUUUUUCAUUGUGUUUCUCAUCAAAUAGUAUUACAUUUAUUCAUUAAAAGAAUUAGGUAUUGUAGAUCAUUGAAAUGAUUUCUGUAAUGUAUAUAAAUAACAGCACCAUAAAUUUAUUCUUAAACCAGCAA
This is a messenger RNA of Liolophura sinensis, 1495 nucleotides long. RefSeq names its product germ cell nuclear acidic protein-like. NCBI's taxonomy places the organism in Eukaryota, Metazoa, Mollusca, Polyplacophora, Chitonida, Chitonidae. Bases 229 to 1251 code for a protein of 340 amino acids. The record is from RefSeq and is a predicted model, not a curated record. The transcript has 10 exons. Gene Ontology annotation, cellular component: nucleus.